Messenger RNA from Striga asiatica, 390 nucleotides. The record is from the annotation of a GenBank genome assembly. NCBI's taxonomy places the organism in Eukaryota, Viridiplantae, Streptophyta, Magnoliopsida, Lamiales, Orobanchaceae.
AUGAGUGAUGGACACAGCGAAAUUAGGAUAAGCAACAAAAGAGACGGCUCCAUUUGCCAGAGAUGGCUGUACUCUUGCGAUGAUAGCAUCGUCGAAGAAUUCAAUGGAGGACUUCCUGUGCCAAUCAUGAAAGUGGUGAUCUGGCAUCGUGAGCAGAAGUCGAUAGAGGAAGGAGGCAGCCGAGGUAGGCUACUAACUUGCUCGUUAGAAGUAGUGUUCGAACGGGGCCAUUCGAUGUCUAGUUGUUCAGAUUGGAUGGGUAUGCUUUCAAAAGGGCUGUUUUCAUGCGUGCUGGUGUUCGUGGUCUCUUGGUUUUUCUGUUCUCGUGGGGAUUGGCGCAUCUACAAGUUGAGAGUGUGCUCGGGCAAGUGGGCUAACCAGAACUACUAG